AGGACGUACCUCCAUUCAUACACCGGAAGCUGAGUUGCUGUGAAUCUUCAGUUUGUGGUUUUUCUUUUCUUUGACCAAAAUGUUGUCGAUGUUUAAAUCCAUUCCUACGCACAUGGACUAUAAAGGACAAAAACUAGCGGAACAGAUUUUCCAGGGCAUCAUACUUGUUUCUGCAGUUAUUGGAUUUAUUUACGGCCUCAUUAUCGAACAGUUCGGCUGGACUGUGUACAUAGUGUUGGCAGGUUUUGCGGUUUCUUGUUUGCUGACUCUACCCCCUUGGCCCAUGUACCGAAGACAUCCCUUAACCUGGCAGCCAGUGUUGCCUGAAUCACCGGGAGAGCGAGAGAAACCUCAGGAGAAUAUGAGGAAGCCAAGAAAGCACAAGUAGCACAUUACAGUCAACAUGAAAACCUUGUCAUUUCAUUUAAAUUCACUUACAUUCUACAUUGUUUGCAAGAUAACUUGCUACGAUUUAUGUCCCUGCACAUUCAGUAAACGGUUAUCAGCAAGGAAAUAAGUUACUGCUGGAAGGUUAUGU
Molecule: messenger RNA, 538 nt
Organism: Megalops cyprinoides (Indo-Pacific tarpon)
Lineage: Eukaryota; Metazoa; Chordata; Actinopteri; Elopiformes; Megalopidae
Product: signal peptidase complex subunit 1-like
Exons: 4
Coding region: 80-388 (102 amino acids)
Biological process (GO): protein targeting to ER
Cellular component (GO): signal peptidase complex; endoplasmic reticulum membrane
Source: RefSeq, a predicted model, not a curated record